Messenger RNA from Cladophialophora carrionii CBS 160.54, 1368 nucleotides. RefSeq lists its product as uncharacterized. The transcript is spliced from 2 exons. Gene Ontology annotation, biological process: actin cortical patch localization; plasma membrane tubulation; endocytosis. Gene Ontology annotation, molecular function: lipid binding; protein binding. The record is from RefSeq and is a predicted model, not a curated record. NCBI's taxonomy places the organism in Eukaryota, Fungi, Ascomycota, Eurotiomycetes, Chaetothyriales, Herpotrichiellaceae. Gene Ontology annotation, cellular component: actin cortical patch; medial cortex; Rvs161p-Rvs167p complex. The coding region runs from base 1 to 1368 and encodes 455 amino acids.
AUGAGUCUGAAAGGCGUAGGCAAGAGCCUCACCCGGGCGCCACAAUCGUUCAAGCAGCGCUUUAAUAUUGGCGAGAACACCAAGGACGCCGUCUAUAUCGAUGCAGAGCGACGGUUCCAGGAGCUCGAAAAGGAAACUAAGAAACUGCAUGACGAGUCGAAGAAGUACUUCGAGGCCAUUAAUGGCAUGCUGAACCACCAGAUCGAGUUCUCAAAGGCCAUUCAAGAGAUCUACAAACCCAUAUCUGGGCGCGUCUCGGACCCGAACUCGCUGAUUCCCGAAGGCAAUCCGGAAGGCAUUCGAGCCUGCGAAGAAUACGAGGCCAUUGUGCGGGAGCUGCAGGCAACACUACAACCUGAGCUGGAAAUGAUCGAACAGCGGGUAAUAGCCCCUGCCGACCAAUUACUCGAGGUCAUCAAAAUCAUCCGCAAAAUCAACGUCAAGCGAGAUCACAAACAGCUGGAUUAUGACCGUCACCGGACGACCCUGAAAAAGCUGCAAGAUAAAAAGGAAAAGACGCUGAAGGACGAAAAGGCUCUUUUCAAAGCAGAAAAUGACGUGGAACAAGCCACACAGGACUACGAAUACUUCAAUAACCUGCUGAAAGACGAACUACCUAAACUCUUCGCCCUAGAAGCCGAGUUCAUUCGGCCCCUCUUCCAGUCGUUCUACUACAUGCAACUCAACGUCUUCUACACCCUCCACGAAAAGAUGCAAGCCAUCAAUAUCGGCUACUUCAACUUGAAUCUGGAUAUUGAAGAGGCCUUCGAAAUGAAGCGAGGCGACGUCCAGGAACGAGCAGAGGCUCUCUCGAUAGUCCAUUUCAAGACUGCGGGAGGAGCGAAACCCCGUGGCGUCUCAAAAUACGCCAGCUUCGGCUCUAAGGGCAAAGAAGCAGAGGCGAAUAGCAGCCUUAAAUCACCAUAUGGCAGUCGGAGGACAGCUAACCCUGAGGACGGCGUUGCCAAUCCACCUCCGCCAUACUCGCCCAGCGGCUCAGCAAGUGCGCCCCACAGCCCUGCUAUCGGCAGUCCUGCGAUCGGAAGCCCGGCUCUGGGCGCGGCGAUUGCGGCUAAGGGAAAGCCUCCACCACCGAAGCCGAAACCCUCUCGUCUGAGCGGCGUUCCGGCUGCUGAGACUUGUACGGCAUUGUACGACUACGAAGCCCAGGCGGAGGGAGAUCUCAGUUUCCUUACGGGGGAAGUUAUUGAGAUCGUACACAGGACGUCAAACGAAAACGAAUGGUGGACGGGGAGGGUCAACGGGCGACAAGGACAAUUUCCCGGUAAGUUGAGCUUGCAAUGUCUCUGUUCCUGUAUUCUUCAAUGGGUUUUCGUCUUUGCACAAAGGGCUGAUCGAAGCAAAUAG